This is a messenger RNA of Symbiodinium natans, 921 nucleotides long. NCBI's taxonomy places the organism in Eukaryota, Dinophyceae, Suessiales, Symbiodiniaceae. The record is from the annotation of a GenBank genome assembly.
AUGAGCCUUGGCAACCAAGGCAAGUCGGUGUUCGUGCUCACCGGCGCUGGCGUCUCGACUGGCGCCGGCAUUCCCGAUUUUCGGUCGGCCGGGGGUCUCUAUGAUACCGUGCGCCCUGACCUCAUCACAGCGAGCUUUCUGCAGCGCCAGAAGAUGCGAAUGGAUCCCACUUACGUGGUUGAGAGGGACAUGUUCUUCCAAAAUGCCUUCCCCUACCUGGAGGUCAGGCGGCCCUUCAUCCUCGGCACCCACCAGCAGCAGUGGAAGGCAACCAUUUCCCACUGGUUCAUGAAGUUUCUGGAAGAGGAGGGCAAGCUGAAACGCCUUUUUACCCAGAACAUUGACGGCUUGGAUUACCAGACUGGCAUCUCGCCGGGACGGGUCACGAACGUCCACGGCAGCAUCGCGCGCGUGUCCUGCGAAGGCUGUGGACAGGAGAUGCCGUUCGACGAUUUCUGCACCCAAGUCCGUGCCAACAUAAAGGACAUCUACAAAGUGGAUCCUGAGGCUCCAGAGGAGUCCACCAACAUCCCCUGUCCCUCCUGCAAGCGGCCCCUCGUGAAGCCCAACACCAUCCUCUUCGGAAGCUGCCUCCCAGAAGAGUUCUUCGAGCGAACUCCUGAGUUAGGCCAAGCUGAUCUUCUCCUCGUGGCAGGCACCUCGCUGGUGGUUUCACCGGCCAACUCGGUCGUCAACGAGGUGCCGAGCAGCUGCAUGCGGGUGAUCGUCAACCGUGAGCAGGUGGGCCGUGACUUGGGCAUCGACUAUGGGAUCUCCGCCGCACGAGAUAUCUGGUCUGGCGAGAGAACUUGCGAUGAGACUUUUCUGGAGCUGAUCAAGCUUAUGGGGUGGCAGGAUCGGCUCCGGAGGAUCCGGCACCUGCUGCCGGAGAGCAACCGGGAGAUGAUCCAGGACCUGUGA